Messenger RNA from Rhodofomes roseus, 291 nucleotides. RefSeq lists its product as uncharacterized. The annotation marks the transcript as partial. Lineage: Eukaryota; Fungi; Basidiomycota; Agaricomycetes; Polyporales; Fomitopsidaceae. The transcript has a single exon. The record is from RefSeq and is a predicted model, not a curated record.
GAUGUAUUGUUUGCGUUCAACGCUCAACAUGACUGCUACGCCUGCAAGUGCUCUCUGGCAACAGGAACAGCACCUGUACAGCAAGAACGGCGAGAGACGGCGCAGACGCGACAGGUGAUCAAACAUGUUGGUGACGGCCCCGACGCCGAUCGGUAUAUCCUGAACAUACAUGCUCUUCACAAUGCGGCCUUAAUACGACAGACACUUCCCCGAAGCCUCACGGCGCCAAAGCCGUAUAUACCAAUUCAAGAACGUGUCAAGAAGCACUACGAGAUGGCAGCGAAACUUCAA